This is a messenger RNA of Oncorhynchus mykiss (rainbow trout), 3460 nucleotides long. RefSeq names its product forkhead box protein B1-like. The record is from RefSeq and is a predicted model, not a curated record. Gene Ontology annotation, biological process: cell differentiation; regulation of transcription by RNA polymerase II; anatomical structure morphogenesis. Gene Ontology annotation, molecular function: DNA-binding transcription factor activity, RNA polymerase II-specific; RNA polymerase II cis-regulatory region sequence-specific DNA binding. NCBI's taxonomy places the organism in Eukaryota, Metazoa, Chordata, Actinopteri, Salmoniformes, Salmonidae.
GGGGGGUCUAUUAUAUGGCUGUCACCACAAUCAACUGUCACACGGCAGAAAAGGGCGGACAUGGAAGUGUAGCUGCUACUUAGCUCAUCUCAACUCAACUUCUAUCAGUUAAACUUUUACUGCAGUAGGCUACUACUCAGGUGUUUUGUAUUUUACGCAUGCAGAAUAUUUCAUUUUCAUGAGUUCUAAGAAGUUUAUAUAACGAAGCUAAACUAAGGGGAACGAGUUGUUUGAAGUAAAGUGUUGUGAAAGAAUACUGUCAGGAUGCCCCGACCAGGGAGGAACACGUACAGCGACCAGAAACCUCCCUAUUCCUACAUCUCCCUCACCGCCAUGGCCAUCCAGUCCUGCCCGGAGAAGAUGCUCCCUCUCAGCGAGAUCUACAAGUUCAUCAUGGACAGGUUCCCUUACUACAGAGAGAACACCCAGCGGUGGCAGAACUCCUUACGACACAACCUGUCCUUCAACGACUGUUUCAUCAAGAUCCCGCGGCGUCCGGACCAGCCCGGGAAGGGUAGCUUCUGGGCUCUGCACCCCAGCUGCGGGGACAUGUUCGAGAACGGGAGCUUCUUGCGGCGCCGUAAACGGUUCAAGGUGAUGAUGAUGAUGGCGCAGGAGCACCUGGCUCAGUCCAAGCAGUCUGACGCAGCCCAUUAUCUAAGGCUUAGCGCCCUGGCUGCCACCGGCACACACCUCCCUCAGAUGUCCAGCUAUAACUUGGGAGUGUCACAGCCAUCAACUUUUAAACACCCAUUUGCUAUAGAGAACAUCAUCGCCAGAGAGUACAAGGUUCCCGGGAGUCUGGCGUUCUCCACCAUGCAGUCGAUGUCUGCAGGCUACCCGCUGCACAACCAGUUGACUACGGCCUGGCCUCACAUGUACAACACUAUGGUGGACCCUGUUUCUCCUAUCUCUAUGAGCGGUGACUACGUGGCCUACCGCAUGCCUCUUAAAUCUCUGUGUCACGGAGGACAGACCCUACCCGCCAUUCCGGUGCCCAUCAAGCCCAACCCGACCACGGUAGGUCUCUCGGCGGGGCUGACGCGACACACAUCCGCCUUCCUUUCGAACUCUCCCCAAUCUCUGAGCCCCACCUCCCCGCAGACAGACACCAGCCAAAGCAGCCCCCCUACUCCCAGGGAGACUCACACCAACCCGACACUGCAGUCCGUGGCAGUGCACUAACAUUAAGAACUCUACAGAACUCUUUAUAAACUAGACCAGCAGGCUCAAACCAAAUCCAACGUUUAUUUUGACUUUUGCCGCUGACAUCUUGGGCUGAGAAUAACUACAAUUAAUUAAGGCAAUAGACUUCCGUGCUGCAGUGUAUUUUGAUGUCGGUGUUUUGCUAUGAAUGCUAAUUGUCUUCUAACAUGGUUCCAGCAGAGAGAUAGUGAAAUAUUGCUGUUCAACUUAAAAGGUAUUCGUUGUGUCAGUUUUAUCAGUGUGUUUUGUAAAUUAGUGAGGCAAUGCAAACAGCGGCUGUCAGGCGCAUGAAAUAUAUUUACUUUGAUUUAUUUCUGCUAUCUAUGUAAAAAUAACUAAGUGAAUUGUGAUGUUUUUUUCAAUCUUAAAAAAUAGUAAGGGGAACUAUAGGGUCUUUACUAAAUGCAAAAUAAAUAUGUGAAUAAAUGUGAAUAAUUCCAAAUAAGUUGAUAUGAAAAUGUUGUAAAAUACACUUUUUAGUUAAACGUUUUAGAUAUCUAUUUUGCAGUAGCUUUUCUGUGAAGCUGUAGUGUAAAGCCAUUUAAAACCAUGGUGAUAUACAUGUGAUUAAAAUAUGUAACUGUUGACUUUUCUAUGUUAAUGAAAAAGCAUGACUGCUUUUGAAAAGUGUUCAUAUAGUCUGCAAUGAAUUAGAAACUUGGUCAUCAAAAUAUUUUCUCAUUAAAAUAGUGUAAACAUUAUAACGGUUGGUGUAUUCUGUGUAAAUAGUGUAAACAUUAUAAUGGUUGAUGUGUAAACAUUAUAAUGGUUGGUGUAUUCUGUGUAAAUAGUGUAAACAUUAUAAUGGUUGAUAUAUUCUGUGUAAAUAGUGUAAACAUUAUAAUGGUUGGUGUAUUCUGUGUAAAUAGGGUAAACAUUAUAAUGGUUGAUGUAUUCUGUUAACAGACGGAAUAAUGCUGUUAUCAUGCACCUACUGAUUUACAACUGGGAAAACUUCCAGACAGAUAUCCUUAUGGCAUGAUGAUAAUUAUUAGUAUUAUAUAUUAACAACAAUACAACUUUUUGAUUUCAAUAUGACUCUUCACUUUCUAAUAUUUAAUUUAUUUCCAUUACAAAUAUAAAGUAAAUCAAAUAAUGUUUACAUAAUCAUGAAUAUAGCUCAAUAUGGUAUAUUGCUGUGUAUUUCAGUGUCUAGACCUGAGUACAGAACGCGGUGUACAGUGUAUAGGCUACACCAGAACCCUCGUCGCGCCGCUCCCACAGGAGCAGUCAGAACAGAACUUUGGAACUGCUGAAUCAGAAUCAGAAUGCGGGUGAUUAGAAUGCAUGGAGGUACUGCCGUAGUCACAGCGCAGACAACCGGCCUCAUUCAUUCAGCUACACACUAAUAUACCCUCAAUAAAUGAAGUAACACACGGAGAUGGAAUACAGUUACAUUAGGCUAUAUAACACCAUGCGAUUUGCUUCUGACUUCCAAAACGUAUCAACAAAUGAACAGAGUAGGUCUAGCACAUUAUAAAAAUCGUAAUUAUCAUAUAAGAAAGGUUAACAUUCAAUGCAGUUUUUAUGUUUUGCAUUGACAAAACUGCUAACCAUUUUGCACAAGUUAAUUUGAAUUGGACUUGUUUAAGCCAUAUAUUACAUAGCUGACAUUGAUAGUAUGGAUAGCCUAACAAGACAAUUUUAGAAAUUAAUUUACAAUCAACGAAAUGCAUGUGCAUUUUUUCACAAUGCAAUAAUCACAGCAGACAAUAUGUUUUAUCUCUAUUUAUUUAAUUGUUUCUUAUGUAUUUUUGUAUAAUCCGAAAUAGCCUAUUUAUAUAUCCACGUGUGAAGUUGUCCUUAAGUGUGCUACGUUGAUAGCUUAUAUGUUGAAUUGUAUUUUUAUUUAUAUUAAAAUGCAUCAUUCAGUGUCAGUGACAUCAGGUGCUGUGAAAGAAAUAGCCCAUCUCGGCGCAUUAAACAAAUACUUUAGAAUUCUGUCACUUUCUCCAAUUGACUAGAUCAAAUACCGCCUUCUAGCCACUUCAUUCUCUCCAUUCACUCAAUAGAAAGAGCAAAGAAUUGCAAACUUCGACUGGGCCACCAAUGUAGAUUUAGCCUUUUUUCGAGUAGACAAAAAGACUGAUUUCUCACAGACACAUUGCUGACUGGGGAACUGGGAAACGGGCUCAGAGACCCCUUUGGAAUUUAAAUCCACCCCUCCCCUCCUCCUGACCAUGUUUGCCCAUCAGUGCUCUGGGUUUCCCGUUCUUGCAUUGUGUGUAUUGUAUUCAUGUUUACUCCGGGUGAU